This is a messenger RNA of Penicillium verhagenii, 876 nucleotides long. RefSeq names its product VIT1/CCC1 transporter family protein. Gene Ontology annotation, cellular component: fungal-type vacuole membrane. The record is from RefSeq and is a predicted model, not a curated record. Bases 1 to 876 code for a protein of 291 amino acids. Gene Ontology annotation, biological process: intracellular manganese ion homeostasis. The transcript is spliced from 2 exons. Lineage: Eukaryota; Fungi; Ascomycota; Eurotiomycetes; Eurotiales; Aspergillaceae. Gene Ontology annotation, molecular function: iron ion transmembrane transporter activity; manganese ion transmembrane transporter activity.
AUGUCCAUCACCUCAAUCAGCGGCCUCAUGUCUAACUACUCGCCCUUGUCAGACCGGGCUUCGUCCGUCGAGGACGAGAAGGAAUCCCACCGUCUCCACUCGGACGUUGAAGCCGGUGAGAAGCAGCUCGCCGAAAAGAAGAACAACCGCUGGAUCGAUGGCCGCACCGUCUCCGAUGCCAUUAUUGGCUUGUCAGACGGAAUGACCGUGCCCUUUGCUCUCACUGCCGGUCUCUCGGCUCUGGGAGACACCAGAGUGGUUGUUUUCGGUGGCAUGGCCGAGCUCAUCGCAGGUGCUAUCUCCAUGGGUCUUGGUGGAUAUCUGGGGGCUAAAAGUGAAGAAGAAUCCUACAAGGCAACACUCAAGGAAACCGAAACACAAACCAUGACCGACCCAGCCUCGGUCUCCGGUACAAUCUCCGAAAUCUUCGAACCCUAUGAGCUCCCAUCCGAACUGGUUGCCCAACUCACAAACCACCUCUCCGCCUCACCACUGCUUCCUUCUUUCCUCAUGAACUUCCACCACACACUCCCCGAGCCCUCAGGCUCGCGCGCCGUCAUCUGUGCCCUCACCAUUGCCCUGGGCUACUUCAUUGGCGGCUUCGUGCCCCUUCUACCAUACUUCUUCGUCGGUCCCCACGAUGCCUUCAUUGCUCUCCGCUGGUCUAUCGCUACUAUGGUCGUCGCCCUCUUCCUAUUUGGAUACGGCAAAACCUGCUUUGUUAGUGGCUGGCGCGGUCGACGCAAUAUCCGCAAAGGUGUCGUGGGUGGUGUCCAGAUGGUUCUCGUUGGAGGUGCUGCGGCCGGCUCAGCCAUGGGUCUUGUCAAGUUAUUCCAGAUGCUAGCCGAUAGCAAACCUCAUCCAGACCACCAAUGA